This is a messenger RNA of Urocitellus parryii (Arctic ground squirrel), 3067 nucleotides long. It is a transcript of the gene Angpt2, whose product is annotated as angiopoietin 2. Gene Ontology annotation, biological process: blood coagulation. The record is from RefSeq and is a predicted model, not a curated record. Lineage: Eukaryota; Metazoa; Chordata; Mammalia; Rodentia; Sciuridae.
CCCAGGGGUCCCACAGCUGGUCAGCGUUCCGACCCGAGGGCUUCUGCAGCCUGCGGUCCUGGUUGGACAGCGAGCAUUACGCUCUGAUUUUUCCUGCUGCCUGGCUAGUGACCCCCUACAGGAAGAUAACGGGGGAGCCAGGAGGGCGGAGCCGCUUGCUGCACAUGUCUGGCUGCUCUUAUCAACUUAUCAUAUAAGGAAAGGAAAGUGAUUGAUUCGGAUAGUGACACUGUAGAACCAGGGAAAGAGAAACAAAGAGACAUGAGAGCUGCUCUCUGAAGCCGGCACAGCCCUCUCGAGCGAGCAGGACUGCUCUGCCCACUGCGAUCUGACAGUUUACUGCGUGCCCCGAGAGAAGUCAGCCCUGAAACCAAGCCUGCCGCUGGAAGGGAGGGACAGGCAGGCUGUCACUGACGGACUCGGCCAUGCAGCACAGCCCUGCCUUUUAGACGGCAGCUCAGAGCUUUGGACUCCCAUGCGUCUGGAAGUCUGCUGAACUGGUGGUUUACUACCCAAAGCAAGAGAAUGUGGCAGAUUGUUUUCUUUACUCUGGGCUGUGAUCUCGUCUUGGCGGCAGCCUACAACAGCUUUCGGAAGGGUGUGGACAGCACUGGCAGAAAGCAGUACCAGGUCCAGCACGGGCCCUGCAGCUACACCUUCUUGCUGCCGGAGACGGACAGCUGCCGCUCUUCCUCCAGCCCCUACGUGUCCAAUGCCGUGCAGAGGGACGCACCCCUGGACUACGACGACUCCGUGCACAGGCUGCAGGUGCUGGAGAACAUCAUGGAGAACAACACUCAGUGGCUGAUGAAGCUCGAGAACUACAUCCAGGACAACAUGAGGAAGGAAAUGGUGGAGAUGCAGCAGAGCGCGGUGCAGAACCAGACGGCCGUGAUGAUCGAGAUCGGCACGAACCUCCUGAACCAGACAGCAGAGCAGACGAGGAAACUGACGGACGUGGAGGCCCAGGUUUUAAACCAGACAACAAGGCUUGAACUUCAGCUUCUGGAACAUUCCCUUUCUACAAACAAAUUGGAAAAACAGAUUUUGGACCAGACCAGUGAAAUAAACAAACUGCAGGACAAGAACAGCUUCCUAGAGAAGAAGGUGCUGGACAUGGAGGACAAGCACACGCUGCAGCUGCGGUCCAUGCGGGAGGAGAAGGACCAGCUGCGGGUGCUGGUGUCCCAGCAGAGCUCCGUCAUCCAGGAGCUGGAGAAGCAGCUCGUCACCGCCACUGUCAACAACUCGGCCCUCCAAAAGCAGCAGCGUGACCUGAUGGAGACGGUGCACAACCUGCUGACCCUGGUGUCGGUGUCCGGCUCUAAGAACCCUAUUGUUGAUAAAGAGGAACGGAAUAUUUUCAGAGACUGUGCUGAAGUAUUCAAAUCCGGACUCACCACUUCUGGCGUCUACACGCUGACGUUUCCCAAUUCCACAGAAGAGAGAAAGGCCUACUGCGACAUGGACACCAGUGGCGGCGGGUGGACCGUCAUCCAGCGCCGCAAGGAUGGCAGUGUCGACUUCCAGAGGUCGUGGAAAGAGUACAGGAUGGGCUUUGGCGACCCUUCUGGAGAGUACUGGCUGGGGAACGAGCUGGUCUCACAGCUGACGAACCGGCAGCGCUACCUGCUCAGAAUACACCUGUGGGACUGGGAGGGCGGCGAGGCGUACUCGCUGUACGAGCACUUCUACCUGUCCAGCGAGGAGCUCAACUACAGGAUUCACCUUAAAGGACUUUCAGGCACAGCCGGCAAAAUAAGCAGCAUUAGCCAGCCAGGAAAUGACUUUAGCACAAAGGAUGCGGACAACGACAAAUGUAUCUGCAAAUGCUCGCAAAUGCUGACAGGAGGCUGGUGGUUUGAUGCAUGUGGCCCUUCCAACCUGAACGGAAUGUACUAUCCACAGAAGCAGAACACAAAUAAAUUCAAUGGUAUUAAGUGGUACUACUGGAAGGGGUCAGGCUACUCACUUAAGGCCACCACCAUGAUGAUUCGACCGGCAGAUUUCUAAAUGCCGUCUGCAUACCCCAGAAAGACUGUGCUGGAUUCUUCCCACAGCUAAUCCCAAAGCACUGAGAGACACUGCUGCAYUCCAUCCCUCACCCGAGACAGCGCUGGGUGCCCACGGACCCAUGCUCCAGACGACAACCUCAACGUCAUCGCUGACCCGCACCACUUAACGAGCCAAAGCAAAACCCAAACUAGCCAGGACCUGGCACUGUGGUCUGGUGGACACCUAUGCGAAGAUGAAUUCACGGCUGAGAGAGUGACAAUUCACAGACUCUGCUGUCACAACCAAGAAUGUCAUGCUCGAGUUCAUCAGUAAAUAACUGGAAAACAGAACACUUGUGCUAUAUAGUAGAGAUAAUCUUGGAACGGAUCCUCUAAGCACUGUUUAUGGGUUGUGUAAAUAUUCACGUGUCCUGAAUUCAGCAACACUAUCACAAUUACAAGGAAGACAAACUUCUMUAAGCCAUAAAAAUACACUCUAUAUUCAGGGAUUUUCUCAUUAGUGGUUAUUAGCAGUUUAAUAUUUGGAAAUAACAGUGCAUCUUUACUCCUCUUAGCUACUUUAAAUUUUCAUUACCCAAAACAGCGUAUUUACUUAUCUGUUGACAGCUUAGUUUUAAGUUAAUGCUCAAAUACAUAUUUCAAAUUGUAUGCCAUUUUAGUUUCUAUGAAGAUUGUACUAUUUUUUUUCCAGUAUGGCUGUUAAAUAUGAAGGUAUUUUAGUAAUUAAAUAUAACUUAUUAGGUGAGAUGAUUAUGUUUAACUUUUAUAAUAAUAUUUACAAUUUUGUAAUUUGGUUACAAAAUACCUGUGCCUUAUUACAAGGAAAAGUUUGAUUUUCAAUGAAGAAAAUUAUGCACUUUACUAUCUUCUCAGACUAUAGGAUUUUCUCAGUAUUCUAAUACAGACAUGUACUUUCUCUUCUAGUAAGCUCUAUUUUAGAAAACUGAGCUAAAUUUAAUUUGUGGUUUAGAAAAACAUUCCAUUUAAGACAUUGACAAAGUUAUAGACUCACCUCUGAUUUUAUUUAAGAAAAAAUAUUUGCAUUAGUGUUC